Vespa crabro (European hornet) is the source of this 14364-nucleotide messenger RNA. RefSeq names its product irregular chiasm C-roughest protein-like. The record is from RefSeq and is a predicted model, not a curated record. The transcript is spliced from 14 exons. Gene Ontology annotation, molecular function: cell adhesion molecule binding. NCBI's taxonomy places the organism in Eukaryota, Metazoa, Arthropoda, Insecta, Hymenoptera, Vespidae. Gene Ontology annotation, cellular component: cell-cell junction. Gene Ontology annotation, biological process: cell-cell adhesion. Bases 891 to 3734 code for a protein of 947 amino acids.
AUGUGAUUGCGUCUAACAGAGAGAGAGAGAGAGAGAGAGAGAGAGAGAGAGAGAGAGAGAGAGAGAGAGAGAGAGUGAGUGAGUGAGAAAGAAAGAGAGAGAGAGAGAGAGUUAGAGAAAUAACGAUCGAGCUUCUUCGAUUCAGAGUGGUGUGUUCUUCUUCGUGAUUACUUUCCCUGGUCCAUCGUGUGAUCGCACGAAUGUCGCGACGCGAUGUCGCCCGAUAACGUACGCGUCGAGCCGCAAAACCUGGCACUCGACGUCACGGCUAUCAUCGGUUCCUCCUGACAAUAUGAGCCUCGUCAAGCAUUGUCGUACUACGCGAUCGCUAAUAAGAGUACUAUCACUAUUGGUACUGCUGGUGCUGACGAGUGUUCUCCUCAACAUCAUCGCAACCACUGUCGCCGCCGUCGUCGUCGUCGUCGCCAUCGUCAUCAACAUCAUCGUCGUCGUCGUCGUCGUCGUCGUCGUGGUGAAGCAUCUUGCGACUUCUAUUGUUACUCUUGUCGUUGCUGACUCAAGAUCUCUGUUCUAUUUAUCAAAGGAUUAUUAACCUUCAAGGAGAACUCCGUACUCCCGUGUGUGUGCUAUCGUGCCCGUUAAAACCACCCUAAAACACGUGCGACCUUUCCCGUGGGAUUAUCGUUCCUUGUGUGUAUUAUUAUUAUUCGUGUGUCACGAAGAAGAAGGACGACGACGAUUCGUCCUUCUUUAUAUUCUUCUUCGUUGUUUACGUUCUUUACUAUCGGUUUUUUACAUUGAUACUACCACCACCACCACCACCACUACUACUACUACUACUGCCAUUACUACAAUUACUACUACUAUUACUACUACUACUACUACUACUACUACUACUAUUUGGUGCUUCUUAUACUGAUUCUCGUUUUAUGUGUUUGCGAAUGAUCGUGGAUUUAUUUUCUUCUAUCUUACGUCGUUAUUAUCAUUAUAACAUAUACACAGUGAGCCACGGAUAUCGAGCGAUGAUGGCAGCGUUCAUGAUCGCCAGCAGCACCAUGGAUCUUUGCCUCAGCACUGUGGUGACAAUGUGCCGCGCUUUCGCGAGCACCUCGACCGAUGUUACGAAUUGGAGCGUUACAAGGACGCAGGAGGGUACUUCAAUGCCCAGGGAAAUCGAGUUAUCGAGCUCCAGGUCGAGGACAGGAUCAAGAACGAGGUCGAUCGUAAUCUGCCUUACACUGUUACUAACAAUGGAAGCGAGGAGCAUAGAGGGUACGAACAUGACAAACGCGUCCUCCUCCUCCUCCUCAUCUUCCUCCUCUUCGUCUUCGUCAUCGUCCUCCUCUUCGUCCUCGUCGUCGUCGUCGUCAUCAUCCUCAUCCUUGUCAUCGUCGUCCUCCUCCUCGUCGGCUGUGUCGACGUUAAAGCCGAUUACAACGACGGAAGUAGUUUAUCAACGAUUCGCCAUCGAGCCAAUGGAUCAAACCGCGGUGGUCGGUAGUAGAGUAACGCUUCCUUGCCGAGUUCUUGAUCAAAAGGGACCGAUUCAAUGGACGAAGGACGAUUUUGGACUUGGUGCUGUUAGGAAUCUCACUGGAUACGAACGUUACGCUAUGAUCGGUAGCGACGAAGAGGGUGAUUUUUCAUUGCACAUAUAUCCGGUUGAGCUUGAGGAUGAUGGCGUUUAUCAGUGCCAGGCCUCGCCGACGAACGACGGUCAACCAGCCUUACGAUCGAGAUUUGCUCGUUUGAGUGUGUUGGUGCCGCCUGAACCACCAAAGAUCCUUCAGGGGGACUUUCUCGUGACGACUGAAGAUCGAGAGCUCGUAAUCGAGUGCGUUAGUGUUGCUGGAAAACCACCGGCAGAGAUCACGUGGAUCGACGGGCGAGGCAACGUGCAACAUAGAGGUAUAGAAACCACCAAGGAACUCUUCGAUGGUGGCCCUUUGUAUACGGUGAAGUCGGUUCUGAAAGUGAUGCCACGUAAGGAGCACGACAAUACCACCUUCACGUGCCAAAGUCAAAACGCGGCCGAUCGGACGCCGCAAAGUGCCAAGUUACGUGUCGAGGUACGUUACGCACCAAAGGUGUCACUAAAAAUCCGUGGCUCUGGUGUAUCGGAUAAGAAACGUAUCGUCGAGGGAACAGAGUUGAGGUUCAAAUGUCGCGCCGAGGGCAAUCCCCCGGAUAUGGAGUACAGGUGGUUUAUCAACGAGAAAAAGGUCAUCGGAGACUAUACGACGGAAAUGAUCAUUCACAACGCGACGCGGGAUCUUCACGAUGCGAUCGUAAAGUGUGAGGUUCAUAACGAUGUCGGCAAAAGCGAAGAAACUGAAACGCUAGAUAUAACAUACGGACCACAAUUUCGACAUCAGCCAGUUUCCGUAGAAACACACUAUGGUGCAACGGAAAUCUUGCAGUGCGACGUCGAUGGAAAUCCCACACCCGAGAUUCUAUGGUUCCAUGAGGAUUCGGAACACGUGGUAGCCACAAGCCCAAAUAUAAGCGUUUUCGUCAGUCCUGAGACAGCAGGACGUUAUUUUUGCAAGGCUCACGUACCAGGUUUUCCUUUACUGACGGGUUCCGCCAACAUUUACAUUCGUGGACCACCUAGCAUAGUGUCACAAAGGAUUCAGUACGUGCCAGACGAGGGAGUGGUCAAGGUAAAGUGCACUGCGAUAUCGGUGCCAAAAGCGGAAUCCGUAGUAUGGAGCUUCGCUGGUCGUGAGCUCAAUUUCUCGUUGAACAAUACGCCGUUCUACGUUCAGGAAGAAUACACGGCGGAGAGGGUCGUCAGCACUGUCACAUUGGUCGAACCAGUAUCCACCUAUUUCGGGGAUUACAACUGUACGGUGACGAACAGUUACGGCACGGAUUCUGUCAUAAUCAACCUGACAGCACACACGUUGAUUCCAGUCGAUUUGCAACUGAUUCUCAUCAUCGUUGGACUCGUUGUCUGCGUGAUCCUGAUUGGGAUUAUUGUUCUACUCAUUCUACAAUGUCGCGAUCGUAUUAAACAGCCACGACCGAGGACAGCACAAACGCAAGAAACUGAUAUGCAAGAAACGGAUUCGAACGCGGAUCGAUAUCGCGAGAGCGAUAGAAGCAGCAAUCUCUCGGAUGUCAAAGCGGACAUACGAGCUGGUUCGAGCGUUAGCAAUGCGGAAAGCGUAACAGCACUCGACAGCGAGGGUGAAGGAAGCACUCGAGGAGUUAACGCGUUGGCACUUGCCGGGCCCGUUCCAAAUCCCCUUGGCUUUCGUUAUAGCGCAGAUUACACGGAACCAUCCUUUCCACCAAAAAAUAAUGACGGGAGCAACAAUAACGGCUAUGUGCCAUACGUGGAUUACACGCGGGACUACAUGCCACCGACAACGCAAGGAAUGGGAGCGUCACGGGAAUCCUUGAGCAGGAUACCGUCCGGCGGAAUUCUCGCAUCGAAGAAAAUUGGACUGAGUUCGGCGAACUUGGGAACAUCCACUCCACAAACAACGCCGGUCAUUGAUCCACGUUUUUCUGCGACCUAUGGCAAUCCUUAUCUCAGGAUGUCAGCGGCUGAACAGCUGAGGCACGCGCCACACACGGCAGUGCCCGGAGUCACGCCAGCUCCUCCACCAUAUACUCAAGCAAUGAGGAUGAAUAGCUUAAACACCUUGAAUGGUGCUGGACCACAGGCGCCAUUGUCAGCGCAUUAUAUAACCGGAGGGCCAAACGGUGGUGUGGCAACUGUAAAGCGUACUUCGGCAGUAGGAACAUUAGCGACGCACGUAUGAGGCCAGGGGGUCUAUCCGAACUAGAACCAUCGACGACGCACGGGAGGCGCCAUCUUCGAAGCUCCUAGUCGUAUCCGAGAGGAAGAAGCGUAUCGGAUGGAUGAAGAAUAUCAAGAGCGUUGCUGUUUUCGUCAAAUUUCAUCGUUGGAACGUCGUCGACGUGAAUUCGCCGGAAGAAAGAUAGGAUCAUCCUUGAAAAAUGAGAUAAGGCGAGAACGAAUGAAGCUGUUGGAGAACGGCGAGAUGUUGGGCUACAUCGAUCUCGUUUUAAAGCAAUUGAGAAAAGCUAGCAGAGAUCAUCGAUUACUUGUCGAGCAACGUCAUCUUCGUGACUCCCCGACGUUUGAACGUCAUCGUUUCUUCGAAGUUCCAACUUCCUCGUCAGUUUAUACGAGAGAUUGGAUAAAGAAUAGAACAAGAAGGAGGGAGGAAAUGCAGGAAGAACUCUUGGAAUAUCAUCCACGAACAGCAACGAGAUUGUUGACGAAAAGAAAGACGUACGUCGAUCGAGAAGAAGAGAAAAGAGGUAGGACCUUCGGAUACGGUAAAACUAGAGGAGCUUUCGAGAGGAUCGUCGAAUCGAGCAGCUGUCGAGAUCCAAAUUACGUUCUCGAUCAAGAAGGAUUCGAGAGGAAACCCUUCGAUCGGCAACUCUUCGACUGGACGGGUAGAUCCUCGACCGGUACCUCGACCGUCGUUUGAUCGUCGGACCAACGAAGAUUUCGACCUGUAAUCCCAUCAGCCUUUUUUCUUCGUUCUUCGUCGUCCUUCGGCGAAAGAAAUCGUUGACGAAAGAGAAAGGAAAAAAGAGAAAAAUAGAGAGAGAGAGAGAGAGAGAGAGAAGAAGAAGGUAGAGAUAAAGAGAAAGAGACAAGCGUACGUAACAGAGGCGAUACGAAGAUUUCACCUACGUUGAAAAUCGAUGCUUCUCGAUCGACCAUCGAAGGUAAAAUUCUCGAUUCGAAUUUCUCAAAAGAAUUUCAAGCGACGUUCGUUUCUCUCAACGAUUUUUAUCAAGAGAACGUUUCUCAAAGUUAAACGAACUAAUACGUUCUCUCUUAUUCCUCUUUUCAAAUACGAGACGAAUAAGAAAAAAGAAGAAGAGGAUCAAAAAGGAAGAAGAAAGAAGGAGAAGAAAUAUAAUGCUCGAAAUACGCUAACGUAAGGAUAAUGGCUUAAGGACGAUGGUUACGUUCGGAUUUAUAUAUCGAAGAAUAGAUUAUUCUUCGAUAUGGAAAACAGACCACUCGGUAUCGACAAUCCACUACUGACAUAUUUUAGAUCUCGAUAAGCAUUUAAACGAUUCGUUCGAACUGACGAAAUUCUCGUCGAGAUGACGUGGAGAUGAUAACGUCGAGAUAACAAUCGAGGAACGAGAAUACGUCGAUUUCAUGUGCUCUUUCUCUCUUGAGCAUUCCUAGUACUAAUUAGCGGAAAGAGAGCAUUGUAUUGCGAUUCGUGAAAAAAAGAGAGAGAGAGAGAGAGAGAGAGAAAAAAAAAAGAACAAAAACAAAAAAGAUAGUAAAAAGAAAAAUAAUGUGACUCCGUAUACUUCGUCGUUCGGUGCGUUUACGAUCUGCCUGACACACACACAUACAUAUAUAUAUAUAUAUAUAUAUAUAUAUAUAUAUAUACUAUUAUAUAAAUAUAUAUAUACAAAUAUUUUUUUUUCUUUUUAUUUCAUUUUGUUUUGUUAUUUUUUAAAUCGAGCGUUCUUUCGAAUUGAAGCCGAUUAAAUUUACGUUUAAUGUUCGCGCGCGGAUCACAGACACUGACAACAAAAAAAAAAAAAAAAAAAAGGAAAAAAGAAAGGAAGAAAGAAUGAAAGAAAAAAAUUUCAAUGGAACGCGCUUUUCCUCCGUUUUCGAUUUAAAUAGUCGACGGACUAAUGGAAUUUUGAAUCCGCCCUCCCGCCCCCCACGCCCCACAUAGCAAGGGAAAGGAUUAAUAUCAAUCGGACUAUUUCUGUUUUUGUUCUCUUUAUGAUUUUUUGUCCUUUUCCUUUUUUCUCCUUUUUUGCAUUUUUUUUUUUGCUUUUUUUUUUUUUUUUUUUUUUUUCCCUCUACCUUCUUUUUCAACGUUAUUUCUACGUAGAGAGGGAAAACAGAUGGCAAAGGAAUAAACGGAAAGUGCAAUACGUAGGAUCGGUUCUCGCAUGGGAUUUUGAUAUUGCAAUAAAAACCCUUCCUCCUCUCCUUUCCCUCCCUACCCUCACUUCCCUCCUUCCGCCAACAACCUCCGAAAACCGAAAACGAAGGUUGAAAAUAGAUAUCGGCAUCUCUUUCCGUAACCCCCGAAGUAUUCAAAAUACGGGUCGCGUUUGUAAAAUUAGAUAGCACAAACUGAUUAGACGUAUUAUUACGAUAUUAUACAUAUAUACAUAUGCAUCCUUUGUCAAUACGAAUCCUAGGGCCUAUAUAGGUUUCUUUGAUGGCGCUAAAAAAAAAAAGGAAAAAAUAAAAAAUGGCAAAACUCUAUUUGAAAUAAGCACGUUUGUAAUUGGCGAACGGCUUCCUGUAAAUAUAUUCCUCGAGUAAGGAUAAUAACAAUAACGAUAGUAAUAGAUAAAAUAAUAAUAAUAAUAAUAAUAAUAAUAAUAAUAAAAAUAAUAAUAAUAAUAAUAACAAUAAUAAUAAUAAUGAUAAUAAUAAUAAUAAUAAUAAUAAUAAUAAUAAUAAUAAAAAUAAUAAUAUUAAUAGCGAUAUAAAAUUAUAAAUGACGAAAGGCAAUUAACGCUUUUCGACAAAAAAUACAAUUUUAUCUUGAAUUUCGAAACUCGUUCCUUGCUUGCUUUCUCUCGACGUUUAUAUCGUAUUUCUACAUUGAAGCGAUUGCGAAUUCGUAACUCGUUCACGAGGAUAAAAGAGAAAUAAACGAUCAAAUCAAAUUCAAAGUGAAAAGAAAUAUAUAUAUAUAUAUAUAUAUAUAUGUAUAUAUAUACACAAAAUUUUUUACGAAUGUGUCGUUCCUCGUCGAUGAUCUACGUUAAGGUUGAUCCUUAAAGCAUAGCAAACGAUACAUCCGUUGAUAAAGCCGUUGAAAUAAAUAAAAAGAUAACGAAACAGGGUAGCCUAUCAAUUAUUAAAAGACGUUGAUCCGUGGAAAGGCUGCGCUUUAGGGAUCAGACCGUCGCAGAUUCGCUUUAAACAUCGACGGAAGUAUCGUUGAAAAAGCAUGAAUACUCAAACACGAGGUUUACUGUCGUGCAUUUUGUUUUUUAAUUUUUCCUUUUUCUUUUUUCUAAAAAUCUUUUUCUUUUCUCUUUUUUUUUUCUUUUUUCUCUUCUUAAAUCUUUUUCGAGAUAACGAACGAAAUACAACUAAGGAUCGGAUACGUUUGAAUCUUCUUGAUAGAUAUGUUUAUAUAUAAAUAUAUACACAUGCAUAUACACGUACACGAUAAAACCUACAUAUGUAUAUACAUAUACAUAUUUACGUAUCAUUCUAACAAAGCGUGUAAUAUACUUUUGUGUAAAUAAAAACGACUCUUGACGUCGCUCGGCGUAUCUCUUAAGGUCUUUAGUUAGUUUUAUAACUGUGAAUCAUUAUGUGCAUAUCUCGCUCUUAAAUAUAUACAUAAAUUGCGGACGAUUUACGCGAUCGUGUCGAUCAUUCUCGAGCAAUAAGAUUAAAAAACGUUUAGAUCUUCAUUAUUCUACAUCUUCAAUGCCGGGUGCAUCGAAUUUUUGAACAAUGUAUGUAUACUAUAUAAAUAUAUAUUCCUUGUAUGAUAUAUAUAUACAUGUGUAUAUAUGAAUAUACUUAUACACAAGGAUAUAUAUUUGCAUACACGUAAACACAAUCAUUUCUUAAGUUCGAGAUUCGUCUCGAUUCGUGAAUCGUCGCGUCUAUUGUAAAUCGAAUGAAAUCAUUAUACUGUACAUUUCUCAUGAUGCCCCGAUGUUACUGUUAACUACUUAAGAUUUCGAAAAUCUUUAUCUUAAGCGCGCAGAAAAAAAAAUAAAUAAAUAAAUAAAGAAGUCGCGUGCGCGAUCGCGUUUACGGUCGCUCGUUUUCUCUCUCUUUGUUUUUUCUGUCUCUAUUGUAAUCUCUCUCUUUUUCUCUCUCUCUCUCUCUUUCUCUCUCUUUCUCUUUUUCUCUUUCUCUCUCUCUCUCUCUCUCUCUCUCUCUCUCUCUCUCUCUCUCUCUCUCUCUCUCUCUCUCUCUCUCUCUCUUCUCUCUUUAACGAGAGAAGCGGAGAGAUCAACGAACGUACGCGUGCGCGCGCGCGUCCGUGCUUUUGUUAUAUAUAAUUAUGUACAUGGAGGUAUUUUAAUGAUUACGAUGCGAUCGAUAAGAGACGAAUUUGUACGUUUUUUCUUUCAUUCUUUCUUUCUUUUCUGUUUUUCUGUUUUUUUUUUUUUUUUUUUUUUUUUUCUUUCCUUUUCUAAUAAACAGUAACAAUAAUAACAUUAUAUAAACUCAAUUCUUAAUCUCCUUAUCGAGCUUAUCGUAAUGAUAUACUCUGUAUGUAAAAUGCUUAAAUGGAAUUUCGAGAUGUAAUAGAGAGAUUCGAAUACACACAUUAAGAAAUUCACCGUGAAUGUAUAUUCAACGAAUGAAAGAUAUACGAAAGAACGUAAGAAAAAAGAACGAGUGUACUGUGUGUUGUAUGCAUUUUUCUUUUCUUCUUUUUCUUUUUUUUUUUUUCUUUUUUUUUUUUUCUUUUUCUCGCGUUGAGUUUGCACGUGAACACGUGUUUAAAUACAUGCGCGCGCACGCGUCUUUCUGCGCGUAUAUGUGUGUAUGUACGUGUGUAAUGUGUGCAUAGAGAAAGGAUUUACGUAUGUACAUACAUAUAUAUAUAUAUAUAUAUAUAUAUAUACAUAUACAUAUACAUAUAUAUAUAUACGUAUGUAUAUAUAUAUGUAUAUAUAUUCACAUAGUCAAACACCAUUUCUAUCGUAAAUAAAAGAAGAAGGGAGAUGAUAAAAAAAGAAAGGAGAAACGUAGGUUAAUAAAGUAUACUGCGAUAAGUAAUUAACAAUCAAUGUAAAGUGGGUGGUACGUGGCGAUGUUAAAAUUAGAAAAGUUUAUGUCGUUUGAAUCAUAGAAGUUUACGCCUUCUUGCCACGGUUAUCACCCUGAUACGUAUUAAUUGUUUAUCGGUCAAUUAUUAAUUAAAUUGUAUAUCGAUUUCUUCGCCUUUAGUCAGAGAAAAAGAUAAAGAAGAAAAAGGAGAGAAAAAGGAGAGAAAGAGAGAAAGAGAGAGAGAGAGAGAGAAAAAAGAGAAAGAGAAAAAGAGAGAAAGGGAGAAAGAGAGAAUGAAAAUAAAGAAAGGUUUCCGCAAAGUUUCCUUCUAAACAUUUAAACAGACGAUCUCAUUAGUUUAUUAACAAAAGAAAACAAAAUUGCAUUCAUUUCUUUAAAGAGAAAAAAAUGGAGAGGUGGUGAGAGAGAGAGAGAGAGAGAGAGAAAGAGAGAGAAAGAGAGAGGGAAAUAGAAAUUAUUAUACUAUGUCACAAAGUGAUCGGAUCGUUAAAAUACGACUUAUUAGUCAUAAAUUAUUAUUAAAAAAAAUAAUUAUCUCUAAUAAUACUCAUUUUGGAAGUGGUUGUUAAAAUUUGUAUUAGUAGAAAGAAUAUGUAUAAAAAGAAAACUUUGCGCAGGCCGAUUUAUGCUGUUUUAAAGGCAAAACUCCUAGGCAAUCUAAUGACUAAUUCGCUAAAGAAGAAGAGAGAAGUGGAUAAAUGGUAAUUAAAAGUGUGUCUACUUGCGCGAACGUGGAAGUGGUUUUUCAAAUUUGUUGAUACUUUUCAUACUUUAAGACUAGGAAUUAUUAUGGCCUAUUAAACUACUGUUUCGCAAAGUUUAUCCGUCGACUCGGUCGUCUUCAUUUCGAUAUUCUUCGUGAUUUUCGAUGAAUCUCCGAUGACGAAUAAACGUAAUGUUCGUUUUGUACAUAAAUAUAAUUAUAUGUAUAUAUAUAUAUAUAUAUAUAUAUAUAUAUAUAUAUAUACAUUAUAUAAAUAUAUACAUAUAUAAUAGGAAAGAGAAAACUGAAGGAAAUGUUUCUUUUUUUGUUUUCUCUCUUCGUAAAAAAAAAAAAAAAAAAAAAGAAAGAAAAAAGCAAAAAAUAGCUCGUAAAAUGAAAACGACCGAGUCGCCUUUAAUCGUGAAACGAAAAGUGACUUUUUAGAGAAACUCGAGCACUCUUUUUGCGUACUAUCGUGAAACGUAUUGCGUGUAACGUCGCAUUGAUACUCGAUAUAAUCUAUUUCGAAUUCGACUGAAUCGACAUAGGAGAUAAUAUAUACCCCCAUAUUUUUCUCGAUGUUAAGCUUUUUCGCAGAGCGCAUAGGAAAGUAUGUACACGAUUUAAUGAGAUUGGAAAUGAUCGAACGAACGAACGAACGAACGAACGAACGAAAGAAUGUACGAAAGGAAGAACGAAAAAUUGAUCGUAAAGACUAUCGAAACAAAUUGAUGAGAAUUCAAAAAGAAAAAAGGAAAAAGGAAAAAAAAAGGAAAGAAAGAGAGAAAAAAGGAGGGACGACUGAGGAUUCUUGAUCGAUCAAUAGAUAGAUAGAUAUCCAAAUAGAUAAAUCGCUAAUCUUAUGCGAAUGCCCUGUCAUUUAUCUUCUUGUUACCAAAGCAAGAUGAACAAUCUUUUUUUGAUUAUAUCUUUCUAUAUACAUACACACACACACACACAUAUAUAUAUAUAUAUAUAUAUAUAUGACUCAUUUAAAUUGAUCGAUAAUUAUUUAAGCAGAAAAAUGGAAAAUUCGACGUGCGGGAUCACGAUCGUCCAUUCCGAAGAAAAAAAAAAAAAAAAACAAAGUUUCCAUUACUAAUUCGAACAUUUAAUCUUUCCACCUUGUUGUUUCCUUUGGUUUUGUUUCUUAUCUUUUCUUGUUUAUCCCUCUUUGUUUUCCUUUUUUCUUUUCUUCUUUUUUUUUUUUUUUUUUUUUUUCCUUAAUGAACCCACACUCUUCGAUUUCGCGUAAAGAUCAUCUACGAGAUUGAUCGCACGAUCUUUGCCUUAUCCAAUCCGGAAAAAUAGUCAAAAAUAAAUCAUAAUCAUCGUAAAUAGAAGAAUACGUACGACCUCACGUAUCAUUCAUUAAAACAUUGAGAAAUAUUUCUUAAUAUAAAAAGACUGUUUUCCCCCUGUGCACGAUAACAAAUCGUAACCGCGAAAUCUCGUAAUCCUCGUUAAGAUACAUUUGAUAUCGUGCGAUUUACGAGAGAAGAAUACGAAAAGAGAGGAUGAAAAAAAAAGAAAAAAAAAAAAAAAAAAAAAGAAGAAGAAAGAGGAAGAAAAAAAACCAAAAAAGUAAAUAUAAAAACUAAAGAGAUAAAGGAGGAUACUACGAAACGAUAGAAAUUAUGUGCACAAUAGUAUAAAUAAGUCGUAACGUACACUGUAAAACAAGAUUCUUUGUACCGCAAAUCCUACUUACAAUUAUUAUUAAUUAGUAAAUCGAUCGACCAUUGUGACGAAAUACAAAAAAAAAAAAAAAAGAAAAAAGAAAAGGAAAGGGGUAUAAAACAUACAAUGGCUUUCACUUAGAAAUAAAUACACAACGUUUGUCUAAAUUCGCGUGUGCGUCCCAUUGUCGUCGACGUUUAAAUACUACGACCAUAGGCAUCGUGAUUUAAAGAAAAAGUAAAUGAAUUAUAGGUAAAUUCGCGCGAAUAACGAAUGGAUUGGUUCUCUCCUACCUCCUCCGUUCCCCUCCCCCUUUCCUCCCUCAUUAAUCCAUCCCUUUUCUCUCCCAACUAUCAUCCCUUCCGCCAAGGAUUCUUCCUUAAUCGUGCUAGUUGAAAAUUUUAUUGUAAAUAGUUUAUCGACCUAUUAAAUGGCAAACUUUGUAAAUGUUAAAAAGAGAAAUUCUUUCGAAUCGAUCGAAAGAUGAUGGAUCAAAUUCGCCGAAUAACGGAUUAUUGAUCGUUCGUCAAAUCUUUUUCAAUAAUUUCCAUUAUUGAUAAUACCAGUUUCAUUACUUCCUAGAUACAUUUUUAACAACGAUCAAAACAUUCAUUCGUCGAGAAAAAAUAAAACGAAGCAGAAAAAAAAUAAAUAAACAAAGAAAUAAAGAAGGAAAGAAGGAAAGAAAGAAAGAUAGAUAAACAAACGUACAUUUUGUUAAAGGGAAAAUUCCAUAUCGGAGGAUGGAAUAAAACGCGUCGUAUUUUGAUGGCGAACCGCAUAAAUUCAUUUUCAGUACGCGCUGUAAAUAUGCUACAUAAUGAUCAUAAAACAUUUCAAACUAUCUCACAUUUAAAAAAAUAUGAAAUAUUUGUUAUAACGAACGAUCGUUACAAUUUUAUACUUAUCAAUAGCAUGAUAUGUGAAAAGAGAAAGAUUCAUUGUAUUUUCCUUUUUUAUAAGAAGAUUGUUCUCAUCGCACCGACUGACAAGCCGAUAUUUAACCGAUGAUCGAAAAAGAAAAAAAAAAUAAGAAAAAGAAAAACGAGUCAAUCAUUUGAUUUCGUUCUCGAUUUAAGUUAAUGAUUCAAUUCCGAAUUCCUCAGAUGUACCUGUAGCAUAAAAGUCCGGCAUAUGCGACGCUAGCAAGGAUCAUGCAUCUUUAGCACAAGAAGAUCUUCCGUUUGAUAAAAAAAAAAAAAAAAAAAAAAAAAUAAAAAAAAAUAAAAAAAAAAGAGGAAAGGGGAAAAAAUGAAAUAAUUAAUAAAUGACAAGGAGCAGAAAGAAUGAGUGUGAGAAUGAGAAAAAAAAGAGAAAAAGAAAAAGAGAGAGAGAGAGAGAGAGAGAGAGAGAGAGAAGUAUGCAAGAAUAUGAAUGAAAUUCAUUUAAGAGAACGAGAGAGAAAGAGAGAAAGAAUGGGAGAGAAAGAGAAAGAAAAUGUUUACGAAUGAUAUGAGAGAGAGAGAGAGAGAAAGAGAGAUAGAAUGAUAGCUUGACAAUUUAUACAACACAAAUUCAUCGAUCUACUUCAAUAUGACAGUGUGCCAACUCUUUAUCCGAGUAUCGCUAACGUCCAUCACGAGUUUUUCAUUUUAUUUCUUCGUAAUCUUCGGUCUAAUGUACGUCGAGUUAGUAAUAUUCAUUAUCGCACAUCGUACACGAGGAAAAAUGAUUAUAUACUAUGAAAUAAUACAAGUACAAAGACUAUUUACCGUUUAUAUCGAUCUUCAUUUUGAAACGUUAGAGACGAAUAACUUUAUUUUUAUCAUUUAAAAUCACGUUUUUCUUCUUAACUGCCUAAUACGUUCUUUUCGUUUCACGUAAAAAUAUCUUCGAAUAUUAAUUAUGUAUUUUUCAUUAUUUUUUCUUUUUUAUCUUCCUUUUUUCUUUUUUCUUCUUUUUUCUUUUUAUGUAUAUAUAAAUAUAUAUAUAUAUAUAUUCGAUCGUCUCUUCGCAGGGAACAGAAAGCACGAUUUUUGAACGAUGCACAACAUUGAGCUCUGCAUUUUGUUCGCAAAAGAAGAGAGAUAAGUCGAAGUAUUAGAUUAUUAAAUAAUAAAAGGAGAAUGAAAAUAUAAUAAAAGCGAAGUGUAUUUCUUUUUUUUUUUUUGUUUGUUUGUUUUCUGUUAGUACUUGUAAAAAAAGAAAAGAAAGAAAGAAAGAAAGAAAGAAAGAUAAGGAAAGAAAAGAAAAGAAAAGAAAAGAAAAGAGAGACCAAAGAGAAUUUUAUUUUACGUUGUGUACAUUUAUUGAGUUUACGCCCCGUGUACGUCAUCGCACGAGAAGAUUUGUGUGCAUCGAGUGCUUUAAUUUUUCUUUUUUUAUUUUUAACUUUUAUAUAUAUAUAUAUAUAUAUAUAUUAUAAUUUUAAUUAAGUUAUACGAUAGUUUUGAGACUUUUAUUACAAAUUCGAUCGUGUGUAUCCUAUUAAUGGAUUAAAAGAAAAAGAAAAAGAAAAAAAAAAAAUCCAGAACAAGCGUAAUUCACAAUACGCGUCAUUAUUACGAUGUAUAUUUUUUCAAAGUCUUAUUGUAUAUCGAGAUAUUAUUAUAAUUAUUACUAUGCGAUUAAUGUCAACGAUUAUUUAUAGUUCACCGAUUUAUGUGCUUAUCCGUUAAGUAGGCACAGGUGCCGUUUAUUUUAUACUUUCUCAUAGGGUGCAAUGUGUAUCGCUACUGUUAUAUUUUAUUAAACAUCUGCCAUAGUAGCUCCUUGUGGUACGUACGAUGUUUCCCUCAUUUAUACGUAAAAUAUUUGUCAGGUUUUUUUUAACUUCUUCUUCUUCCUUUAUUUUUUUUCAUCUCUUUAUUUCAUCUUCAUUUUUUUUUUCCCCCAUAAACUCUUUCUUUUGUCGUUGCAGCGAGUUACGUUACGUUUUCCUUCCUUCUUUUUUUUCUACUUUUUUUUUGUUUUUCUUUUUUUUUUUUUUUUUUUUUUUUUUUAUUCAACCUAUCAUCGACGCGAAAUGAAGAAGAAAUCGAUCGAGGAAACGAUCACGAACUCUGUCUCGGACAUUUUGUAAAGGAAAAAGAAAAAAGAAAAAAACAAAAAAAAAAAAAAAGAAAAGAAAAAACAAAAAGGAAAAAAAAAAGAAAAAGAAACAGAAGAAAUGAAUUAAUGAAACAAAAGAAGAAAAUAGAAAAAAAAAAGAAAAGAAAGAAAGAAAAAGACGAAAAAAAAAAUAUGAGAACAAAAAAAUAGAACGAAGUACGCCGAACGCAUCGAAUGUUGCAUCGUUUUCAGAAAUAUACAAAAG